AUGGGGAGAGUCACAUUGAUCAACUCAGUCCCAAUUUCAAUUCAUUCAUAUUGGGCUCAGAUCAUGAUUCUACCCAAGAAAUUGCUCAAAGAUGUUGAAGCGAUAUGUAGGGCCUUUCUUUGGAAAGGUAUCUCGGACUCUCAUAUUCCAGGUUUAAUUGCUUGGGAGAAUAUUUGUGUAUCAAGGGCUGCAGGUGGCUUGGGUUUUCGGAGGCUACAUGAUUGGAAUAUGGCUGCCAUGGGAAAAUAUGUUUGGGCAAUUGCCAAGAAGAAAGAUAAUCUAUUUGUCAAGUGGAUAAAUAGUGUCUAUCUGUUGAAUCAAAAUUGGUGGGAUUACAAGUGUCCCACGGACUGCAGCUGGUACUGGAAGUGCUUAGUUGCUGUGAAGGAUAGUUUCAAAGUGAAAAUUUCUCAGGAUUCAUUCUUGUCUCAGAAAUAUACUAUCAAAUGUGGCUUAGACUUGCUGACCCCUCAAGAAUCUAGAGUGCCAUGGAGGAAGUUUGUUUGGGAUAGACUCAUUACUCCCAAGCAUCGAUUUCUUAUGUGGUUAGUCAUGUGGGAAAGACUACACACAAAGGACCGAAUUGUUAAAUAUAAGCCCAAUCUUGAUCAGUCAAUCAAUCUUACUCGUCUCCUGCAUUGGAUUUCUCAUGCCAAUCUUAUAUCCAGUACAUACAAAAGCAUGCUGUUUUCUUUUCUUGCUGGGACAGUGUACCAUAUAUGGAGAGUGAGGAAUGAUGCACUAUGGAAUCACAAGCUCUGGCAAGUUCAACAUACAAUUAUAUAUAGGGGCUAG
This is a messenger RNA of Humulus lupulus (European hop), 795 nucleotides long. RefSeq lists its product as uncharacterized. The coding region runs from base 1 to 795 and encodes 264 amino acids. The record is from RefSeq and is a predicted model, not a curated record. The transcript is spliced from 3 exons. Lineage: Eukaryota; Viridiplantae; Streptophyta; Magnoliopsida; Rosales; Cannabaceae.